GCUCCACUACACCACUCCGCGAGAGACUGUCACAGACCAGAAUGACCUGCCCUCGAGGCCAACCACAACAAUUUGUAUUCCCCUGAUUAUAUUUUUUGGACGUCAUGAAAAUAACGUCAAUUUGUGCAUAGAAUGAAACGUGUUUAAGGUAUCGAGAAAGAAGCGUUCUUCAGAUAAGAGUAUUAGUUUAAAAAAAGCACAUUUACCAAGGUAAGUGAAUAUUGAGGCAUGUGUGUAUUUAUAUCCUAUGCGAUAUACAUAUAUUAUGUCUGGAAACAUGUAAAUGUCUCUUUUCAUUAAAAACGCAAUGUGUUCCAAUGUGUGCUGCUAACUAAAAUAUGUUGGAUAUUCAUUGAUUGUCAUUUUAAUGUUCAAUGUACUUCUUCCUGAAAUUGCAAACUUAUGAAAAUAUUUAUGGUGGCACACAGGAUAUGUCAUAGGUUAUUAUGAGCAUAGAGCAGUCACAAAGCUCAAGCUGUCAACCACAAGAGGAAACAGAGUCAGUUGCCACCAGUUCUAAAGCAGAAAUGUCAGUCUCCACGGAGACUCAUGUCUUUAUUUCUCAGGUUCACUCUUACCUAUCUCUUUCUCUAUCUAUCUAAUCAUUGCUCCAUCUCUCUCUGGAUUUCCCUGUGUUCAUCCCUUUUGUUGGUAGUUGAAAUCUAUUCUGAAAUGUAUUGAAUUUCCAUUGUACGCAACCAUCAAAAACUCUGUUCCAUUCACACCCACCCCAAUAGGUAUUAUCUAGUGACAUUUGAUCUCACAGUAGAUGAGAUGAUGCAGUCAGCCUGGUCCUUCAGCACUGAGAUUAGUGAAGAUGGGAAUGCAAUUUUCAGCUUGGGUUGACAACUGUCUUGAUUGAUAGUGUAGUAUCUAAACAGUUUAUGAUUUUGCUGACAUUUGCAAAUGGUGUAAUGGAUGAACUCUACUCUGCUUUGCUGAAACAUCUGGAAAGCAUUACUACAUAGGUUUCUUGGAAUAGAGGAGAGUCUACUAUGUAGAGGCCAGGGAUUGGUCUAUUAAAAUCACGCCAUAUUAUGUUACAUAGGAUAUAAAUACCAUGUUCUGAACAAAGGGGGGGGGGGGGGGGGGGGGAGAGACAACAGAUUGGGCCGUUGUUCUCCAGAUAUCUGCAGAUGUCUGUAAAUUGAUACUGUGAUCUUUGAUACAAUAAUAAACCUUUAUGAUCAAAGUACAGUGUAAGCGGACUUCUUAUCAUCACAGCAUAGAUCAGCAUCGUUGUCUUGGACACCACCACAAUAGUAAUCUUGAUAGAUCUAUGCAUAUCUAUAUGUGUUGAUUAGCCUGGACCAUUUGAAGAUGGAGCAAUAUGUCCCUAAUUACUGGCCCAAGACCCAAUUUAAUAUUUUUACCAUCUGAAUAAAUGGUCUGAGAAAAGUUUGCCUGCUGAUUAGAAGGGGCACCUGAGGGGCUCUUUAUGUUUGCAGACACUUCAUUCUACCACACUGAACACAGAGAGAACAUGACACUGAGGGUGGUGAUUUGGAUCUGUAACUCACAGACAGGUGUUGUUGAGUCUUUUAGGUAACCAACUCAGUUUUCAGUGUGUGAUUAUAUAAUGGAAUAUUCAGCGACGCACAUGGAAAAAAUGUAAACUAAUAUGUUAAAGUAUCAAACAUUUUAUUUGAACUUCAUUACGCCUACAGUAUGUGGCAUUAUUUAUUUUAACAUUCAAGUCACUGAGACAGUUCUAGGCCCUUUAGUCACUAAUUCAGAUCAUAUAGUCUUGCCCCAUUUCCCUCUACCACACAAAGAUGCUUAUCAUACCUUAGCAAAUCAAAUGCUCCAUUUAUGUUAGAGUAAAAUACCAUGUACGUUGUGUUUACUGUGCUAUUAGGGGGAGUGAGGCACAGUUUCCAAGGGGUUGGUGUGUGUGUGUGUGUGUGUGUGUGUGUGUGUGUGUGUGUGUGUGUGUACAUGUGUUUGGAUCCCCGAUCUCUAUGUUUGUAUAAGGAUAAGGAUGAUCAUGUUGAUUUGGUAAAUACUAGUUUUCCAUUAUAUCAGCCUUCAGAAGUUAACAAAUAGCCCUUACAGUGAGGGUAUAUAUGGCCAGAGCUUUGCCUUAGGUGUGAAGAGUGUGUUAAUCACUCCAAUGAAUGUAAUGUUGGAUGGACUGAUCCUGAGGGGCUGUUUGGGGAUAUGGGGUGAGUUAUCACCCUCUUUAUUUUAGGUAUGUGAGCAAGACUAUGCUGAUGUCUUCUAUAUAAUAUUUUUACUGAUACCAAAACAACAUUUAACUGUUUACAUUAUACAAGCAAUUGAGAAUAUGAUACUUUACUUUUGCACACUUGUUUGCGAAUACAUCCAGCCAUGAAGAUUAUUAUGAUUUCGUUGGAAGUGUGUGAUGUGUUUAGUUUAUGAUGCUGUACACUUCAGUAUGCUCCCAUUGUACACUUCAGUAUGCUCCCAUUGUACACUUCAGUAUGCUCCCAUUGUACACUUCAGUAUGCUCCCAUUGUACACUUCAGGAUGCUCCCAUUGUACACUUCAGUAUGCUCCCAUUGUACACUUCAGGAUGCUCCCAUUGUACACUUCAGUAUGCUCCCAUUGUACACUUCAGUAUGCUCCCAUUGUACACUUCAGCAUGCUCCCAUUGUACACUUCAGUAUGCUCCCAUUGUACACUUCAGGAUGCUCCCAUUGUACACUUCAGUAUGCUCCCAUUGUACACUUCAGUAUGCUCCCAUUGUACACUUUUGCUUUGGUUGAAUCUAAUUAUUGGUAAUGGAAAGACCUUUAGAUGGAAAGAGCCUCAUAUACGGUACCGACAUAUAACAGUCCAUUAACCAUAACAGAAAAUGACAAUGUAGAAACAUUUUCAUUUAGAUUUUAUUUGUAUAUUAAGUGUUCAUUAUAACCUUACAAUGCAUUACUUAAAUUAAUCACUUAUGGUAUAACAUACAGUGCAUUCGGAAAGUAUUCAGACCCAUUCCCCUUUUCCACAUUUUGUAACGUUACAGCCUUAUUCUAAAAUGGAUUACAUAAAAAAAUGUCCUCUCAAUCUACACACAAUACCCCAUAAUGACAAAGUGGAAACAGGUUAUUUGAUUUUUUUUCUUUUACUGAAAAACCUUACUUACAUAAGUAUUCAGACCCUUUGCGAUGAGACUCGAAAUUGAGCUCAGGUGCAUCCUGUUUCCAUUGAUCAUCCUUGAGAUGUUUCUUCAACUUGAUUGGUGUCCACCUGUGGUAAAUUCAAUUGAUUGGACAUGAUUUGGAAAGGCACACACCUGUCUAUAUAAGGUCCCAUAGUUGACAGUGCAUGUCAGAGCAAAAACUAAGCCAUGAAGGCGAAGGAAUUGUCCAUAGAGCUCCAAGACAGGAUUGUGUCGAGGCACAGGUCUGGGGAAGGGUACCAAAAAAAUAUCUGCAGCAUUGAAGGUCCCCAACAACACAGUGGCCUCCAUCAUUCUCAAAUGGAAUUAGUUUGGAACCACCAAGACUCUCCUAGAGCUGGCCGCCUGGCCAAACUGAGCAAUCGGGGGAGAAGGGCCUUGGUCAGGGAGGUGACCAAGAACCCGAUGGUCACUCUGACAGAGCUCCAGAGUUCCUCUGUGGAGAUGGGAGAACCUUCCAGAAGGACAACCAUCUCUGCAGCACUCCACCAAUUAGGCCUUUAUGGUAGAGUGACCAGACCGAAGCCACUCCUCAGUAAAAGGCACAUGACAGCCCACUUGGAGUUUGCCAAAAGGCACCUAAAGGACUCUCAGACCAUGAGAAACAAGAUUCUCUGGUCUGAUGAAACCAAGAUUGAACUCUUUGGCAUGAAUGCCAAGCGUCACGUCUGGAGGAAACCAGGCACCAUUCCUAUGGUGGAGCAUGGUAGUGGCAGCAUCAUGCUGUGGGGAUGUUUUUCAGCGGCAGGGACUGGGAGGCUAGUCAGGAUCGAGGGAAAGAUGAACGGAGCAAAGUACAGAGGGAUCCUUGAUGAAAACCUGCUCCAGAGCGCUCAGGACCUCAGACUGGUGCGAAGGUUCACCUUCCAACAGGACAACGACCCUAAGUACACAGCCAAGACAACGCAGGAGUGGCUUCGGGACAAGUCUCUGAAUGUCCUUGAGUGGCCCAGCCAGAGCCCGGACUUAAACCCAAUCAAACAUCUCUGGAGAGACCUGAAAAUAGCUGUGCAGCGACGCUCCCCAUCCAACCCGACAGAGCUUGAGAGGAUCUGCAUAGAAGAAUGGGAGAAACUCCCCAAAUACAGGUGUGCCAAGCUUGUGGCGUCAUACUCAAGAAGACUCAAGGCAAGGCUGUAAUCACUGCCAAAGGUCCUUCAACAAAGUACUGAGUAAAGGGUCUGAAUACUUAUGUAAAUGUGAUAUUUCAGUUUUUUUUUUUUUAUACAUUUACAAAGAAAAACAACAACCAGUUUUUGCUUUGUCAUGAUGGGGUAUUGUGUGUAGAUUGAUGAGGGAAAAACGAUUGAAUCCAUUUCAGAAUAAGGCUGUAACUAUGCAGUCCUACAUCUGUGGUCUGUUGGGAUUAUAAUCAAUUUCCUAUAUUCUGGUUCCACAAUGGCACAUCAGUAUCUUAGCAACAAGAGCCCUCACCACACUCCUCAUGUCCUCACAUUACGUUACCUGUGUAUGAAUGUUUGACAGAGUACAGCUUUUAUUCUCUCAUAUGACACAUGAAGGACCCUUGUAGAUCAAUUAUUCUGCAUGUGACCCUGACCUUUGUUUUUCCUGCAGCUGAAUUGAUUCGUUCAACUCUCUGGAUACUGCACAUGGAUAUAAUAUAUUUUUAAAUGUUCUAUUGAAUAUGGAAUAUGAGAAUUUAUGAUAGGUCUCAAAUUCUCUGUCAUUACCCGCCCCGCAUUAAACAUCCUCAUGUUUUUGUGCGUCUCUCUACCUUAUUUUGAACCAACGAGUCUCUACAGAACGCUCAAUGCUACAGUAAUGUCAUUCAUAGUGCCGUUUCUCUGUGCUGUGUGUGUUCCUAGGCUGUGGGAGAGCUGACACUCCUGCGAGCAUGGCCUACACGCUAGGCACGGGGCCUGAUUCUGGGCCAACCAUGGGUCCCCAGCAUUGCGUCACUAGGGUGGAGCUGUCCGUGUGCUGUGGCAACCUGCUGGACAGAGACGUGGCCUCCAAGUCUGACCCCUUCUUAGUGCUCUUCCACGAGGUGGACAGCAACUGGGUUGAGGUGAGGAGGGUUGGGCAUGUAUGGAAAAGGUUGAGGUGAUCAAUUAUAAAGGAAAAGAAAAGGGAAAAUGACUGUUGGAAAAGUGGAAAGAAUGAGGGAUUGGAAGGGUUGGAUAAAGUGGUGAAGUAAACCACUUGAGAGGGUAUAAUAAUUAUUAAUACAUAUCCUCUGACUGUUGAAUGCUCUCAAUGUUUUAUUGAUUGAUACUCGUCAAGUUCGCAAUAACACACAGUGUUAUCAAUAUAGAAUGGAAAACAUAAAUCCAGAGCUGUCUUUGAAGCUGUGGUGUCUUGUGGAGUGUAUAUCUGUGUGUGUGCUCCGGGUGCCCUCUCAGUGCCAGGGAAAAACAUGCCUCCCUGGGUAGUGUUGUGUUGAAGCAGGCUAAGUGUGAUCGCUGCAGGCUUGGGCUGUCGGUCAACAGGGCAGGCUCCAACAUGAAACCAGCAUAGCGGUUGCUGCAGUUACCAUGGAAAUGUGGACGGAAACAAAGGAAUCAUGAUGUUCUUGAUGCAUGGAAAGAGAGUGGAAAGAGUAAUGAGGAAUGGAACUUACAGGCAAACAGGGAAGGGACAUGGAAUAUACCGUGGGUUUUGAAAACGGGCAGCCUAUGUGUAAAAAGUACCUUAGAGGCUGUGUGCUAUUCCAGAGGUGUAACAUUUCAUAUCUUUAAACUCAUGUAGUAAUCCUGACAAUGGUUUCUCUUUGGAUCAUGAUGAAAGCUACAGCACAUGAAACACAUAACUAUACACAAACAUUCGAAAGCUAUAUGAAACAAAAACACACAGCAGAGAAGAAAUAGAGGAGUGAAGGGUUUUUAAAGGGAAGGGCUUUUCUUCCUGUCUGUCUCGGCGUGAGAGAAGGGUUCACUCUGGGUGGAGGAGCCAUCUGUGCUGUGGGGGUAAAGAGGGAAGUGUGAAAACACAGAAAGGGGAGGGCGGAAACAGUCAGAGAAGGUGCUGGGAGAGACACAGAGGCGAGGGGUUCCAGUCAAACAGACAGAGCAGCGUUGGAAUGUACAGUUUGCUCUGAUCUAGUCUCAGAGAUGAGAGCACAGUAGGGGUCGAGGACUAGGUGUAUACUCUAUCAGUGUAAGUCACACAUAAUAAUAAUAAUAAUAAUAUGCCAUUUAGCAGACGCUUUUAUCCAAAGCGACUUACAGUCAUGCGUGCAUACAUUUUUUUUUUUGUGUAUGGGUGGUCCCGGGGAUCGAACCCACUACCUUGGCGUUACAAGCGCCGUGCUCUACCAGCUGAGCUACAGAGGACCACAUACACUGUGUUAGUCACCACCAGCUGGGUUUAUCUUUCACAUGAAUAAGGCCUUUUCAACCUUACACACAACCACAUUUCCACCUUCCACAUCCUCUCUGUGUGUUCGGUGGUUGCACGUUUGUGUGUGAAUACAGUACUUGUUUGACAAAACCAUAUUCCUGUGUAUUAUUUUCAGAUUGGUCGAACAGAGACUGCGGUGAAUAACCUGAACCCAGUGUUUGGGGUGAAGUUUAAGGUGGACUACCAUUUUGAGGAGGUCCAGAAGCUCAAGUUUGCCCUGUUUGAUGAGGACAAGUGCAGCAGCCAGCUGUAUGAGCAUGACUUCCUGGGAGAGUACAUCUGUACACUGGGGGUGGUAUGCUACCUGUCACAUUGUUCUUAGAAUCUGUCUGUGACCCCUUUCUGCACCUGUUUAUCACCUGUUUGUUAUGUUUAUUUGCAGUUGGGCAUUUUCACCCCUCACUCACUUCUCUCUCUGGUCUGUUAUGUUUAGAUUGUGUCCAAUAAGAAACUUCACCGGUCACUGACCUUGGCCAAUGGCAAGCCAGCUGGGAAGGGAACCAUCACAGUGAGAACAUCAUGCUGCACAACCCACAGAGCGAUCCAAGAAAUAAACACAUGUCCACACACACACACACACACACACACACACACACACACACACACACACACCCACACACACACCACACACACACACACACACACACACACACACACACACACACACACACACACACACACACACACUCCCACACACACACACACACACACACACACACUCCCACACACCCUCACACACACACGUUUUGUAACAUGAUACAGUUUACCACAUAGUAACGGUUUCUCUUGUGUACAGAUAACUGCGUUGGAGCUGUCAGACAAUAGAGUAAUCACACUGACCUUGUGUGGGAGAAAGCUUGACAAGAAGGUAAGAGUCACUGCCCACAUAGUACUAUAUUAUCAUUGAAUGUUAAGAAUUUCUUACGUAAUAUUUGGAACAAUAUGAUUUUGUCAAUAAAGACAAUGCUAAUGAAACAACAACAAUGCCCUCUCCAAGUCUUCAUAGUGGAAUGCCGGCAGCUAUGUGGGCCAUUGUCAAACCAGAUUGUUUGGUUUUGCAGGAUUUCUUUGGUAAAUCAGACCCCUAUCUAGAGUUCCACAAGCAAGGAGAUGAUGGGAAAUGGAUGUUGGUCCACAGGACAGAGGUGAGUUGGCUCAGUAGUUGGUCAGGGGUGGCUGUUUAGACUAUUUGAAUGUGUAUUAGUGUAUUAUAUCACUAAACAAGGUGUAUUACCACCUGGUAAUACAGUAACUGGAUUGAUCCAGCUUCUGAGUUCUGUAUUCCAAAUGACAUGGAAGAAGUUGUAUCUCUGUAGCUGUUUUUGUGCUGCAGGUGAUAAAGAACACUCUGGACCCGGUGUGGAAGCCCUUCACAGUACCACUCAUCUCCCUCUGUGAUGGGGACGUAGACAGGAGCAUCAAGGUGAGUGAGAUUUGCCAAUGUGCAUUCAUCUUAGGGCGAUGGCAUGAAAAUGUUAGCGAUGGAAUCCUCUUUUAGAUAUGUAAAAAGCCAAAUACAUUUUAAGUGAUUUGUUGUGGUAUUACUGAAUUUUCAUAUAUUUUUGUCCUUUCUGUGUUGUCUCGUAUUACAGGUACUGUGCUAUGAUUACGACAACGACGGAGGUCAUGACUUCAUUGGAGAAUUUCAGACCACUGUCACCAAGAUGAGUGAAGCCCAGAAUUCACUGGAGGUGAGGGAAGGAUUGUAGAUCUGUUCCUGUUUAUCUAUGGGAGUUUGUUCUGUAUGCGUUAGUCAUGCUUUGAUGUGGAUCUAAGACCAUUUUCACAUUGUCUCUAAUCUGAAAGCACUCCUCACUGUGAGUGAAGGACUCACUUAAGACACUACAGUCUCAAUGCACCUAACACAGUUCACCAUUUCUGAAUGGAGGAUGCCCGUUCAUUUGGAUAUUCGCAAGUGUUUAUUUACUAACACCAAUACAAUCUACUGCCUGUUUUAACCUCACUAAGACAUGUUGGGUAACACUUUAUUUUACAGCCCGGUAACACCUGGUGAGAGAAGUAGGAAGAGCUACAUUUUUCUUCCAUUUUUAGCUGCCAACUUCUUCCUGAAAACCUUGUGUCAUUUGCUAAUGGCAGAAAUGCAAAUAGAGCUUGAGUGUGAGAAUGAGUGUAAAUUGUGUGGGUGUGCAGAUGGGCCCUAGUUGUAAUUUCUCACUCUGUGUUCCUCUGGUCCAGGUCGAAUUUGAAUGUAUUAAUCCCAAAAAACAGAAGAAGAAAAAGAGCUACAAAAACUCUGGAAUCAUCAUUCUGAAGUCAUGCAAGGUGAACCAAAACACACAGACUAAUAGAUAUACACUAUGCCUCUUAAUUAGUCAACCCAUUAUGGCAAUCACAAAAAGGCAUAUUAAGUAUAAAAGGAAACAUCUUUAAAUGUAUUAUGAAUCCACAUAAAGCAUUAUGCACACAGCUAAUUACUUUCCUUCAAAGUAGUUUUUUUUAUUACAAACAAAAAUGCAUGUAAUGGCUCGCUUCAGGCAGGGAUUAGAGUAAUGGCUCCAAAUCCCUAUUAAAGGCAUGUAUUAAUAUCAGCACAAAACACCUGUCAGUCUCACACAGUCCACCACGGUUCUGCCUGCAGUAAUCACCUUUGUUCAGGCAGCCAAUUACUGAAUAUGGAGAUGACUCAGUCCUAUCAAAGUGCCACUGUCGUGCCUCCUCCAAUUAUUUAUCUAUAGGAAAAAUUAUUUGAACUUGCUAGAGUAUGGAAUAGUAUGAGCAGAGUUUGAAUAAUGUUUGAAUAAUGUCUCCUCAGGUUGAAAGGGACUAUACCUUCCUGGACUAUAUUUUAGGUGGAUGCCAGAUCAUGUUCACUGUGAGUAUGAGGUCAUCACUCAACUCAGUGUGUCUCACACUCUGCCUGUAAACUCUGACCCUUUACUCCCACUCUCACCCAUCUCUGCCACCCACCUACAGUAACUCAGACAUCCACCCACCCCUGGCAAUGAACUCCAAUAUGUCAAAUUACAGAUAACUCAGGAUGGAACACAAACACACUGCGCACACACACGCACGUACUGUACGUACGCACACAUACAAACUAACAAAUACAUUUUGAAAUAUAUUUUAAUUUAACAUGUAUUUUUUAUUUGAACAUAAACCACUUGCAUAUGCUACUUCAUUCAUUGAAUGCACACCACAGUACUGUAAAUCUUUGGAAACAUGGUAGGUUCAGAAUUCUCUGUAGUAGGAGAAAAUCAUCAUUGGUCUAUUUUUGGCUCAGGCUGAUGGGAGAAACAUUGUGCGUCCCUGGUGAUGUCACACCUUUGUGUCAGUGCUCCAUUAUUGGCCAGCCAGGGUAUUUACAGUUGAAGUCGGAAGUGUACAUACACUUAGGUUGGAGUCAUUAAAACUUGUUUCUCAACCACUCCACAAAUUACUUGUUAACAAACUAUAGUGGCCAUCACAAAGCCCUGACCUCAAUCGUAUAAAAAAUGUGUGGGCAGAACUGAAAAAGUGUGUGCAAGCAAAGAGGCCUACAAACCUGACUCAGUUACACCAGCUCUGUCAGGAGGAAUGGGCCAAAAUUCACCCAUUUUAUUUUAUCGUGGGAAGCUUGUGGAAGGCUACCUGAAACAUUUGACCCAAGUUAAACAAUUUAAAGGCAAUGCUACAAAAUACUAAUUGAGUGUAUGUAAACUUCUGACCCAAUGGGAAUGUGAUGAAAGAAAUAAAAGCUUAAAUAAAUCAUUCUCUCUACUAUUAUUCUGACAUUUCACAUUUUUAAAAUAAAAAGUGGCGAUCCUAACUGACCUAAGACACAGAAUUUUUACUAGGAUUAAAUGUCAGGAAUUGUGAAAAACUGAGUUUAAAUGUAUUUGGCUAAGGUGUAUGUAAACUUCCGACUUCAACUGUAUCUUCAAUGGUGCUGAAACAUUUUACACCACCACCACUUACGUAUCCGUGCUACCGUGAAAUACUCAGAGAAGCAGUGCCCUUUGUGGUGCAAAAAUGUGUGUUUGAUCUAUGUUCUCAGCACCCAGGGUUUAUAAAAGUGUAAAAAUAACUGUUACCAAAAUGAUGACAUGUUGUUGUACACUGUAGAUACUUUAGUACACACCAAUAUAUAAUGUAGACUUGUAUGCCCAUAUUCUGUAUAUACUUUGUAGCCACAAAAUAAUUCCACCUGUUUUUUAUUAUUCCCUGGAUGGCAAAAUUAACUUGUUCCAUCUUGCCACACCUCUUUAGUUACGUGUAUGUGACUAGAUGUGUUUAUUUAUGUGGUCGUGGACCACAGACAUUGUUCUGAUGAGCAGGUUAUGUGUGGUCCUGUUCAACCAAUUAUUUUAUCCCAAUGUUAUUGUCAGAUUUUUUUAAAUAAGCAAAUAGAACAUUUGUGUUUCCAUAGUUACUGUGUUUUGUGCCAAAGCAGACUAUGUCUUUGCAGGAAUGAAAGAGAGAGAGAGAAACAGAAAACAAUAUAGGGGUAUGACUGGAGAGACACAACUCGAUGGUUUGGCUUUAGGUGGCUACAUCUUAUAGGUCCCCCUUGAGAGACCAAUGGAAUUUGUGUUUGUACUGUAUCCAUAAUAUUUUGUCCUUUUAGUUUACAUUUUCUAAAACCUAGCUGAUAGACAGGAAAUGUGCAAUGAUUCCUGACAGUUUUACUAAAUGUAUCCGAUUUUAAAAGAGGUACUCCUAUUUCUACUGGGACAAAUUAUGUACAGUUGAAGUUGGAAGUUUACAUACACUUAGGUUGGAGUCAUUAAAACUUGUUUUUCAACCACUCCACAAAUUUCUUGUUAACAAACUAUAGUUUUGGCAAGUCACUUAGGAUAUCUACUUUGUGCAUGACACAAGUAAUUUUUCCAACAAUUGUUUACAGACAGAUUAUUUCACUUAUAAUUCACUGUAUCACAAUUCCAGUGGGUCAGAGGUUUACAUACACUAAGUUGACUGUGCCUUUAAACAGCUUGGAAAAUUCCAGAAAAUGAUGGCUUUAGAAGCUUCUGAUAUCAGUCAGGAAGUUAAAGCUUGGUCGCAAAUGGGUCUUCCAAAUGGACAAUGACCCCAAGCAUACUUCCAAAGUUGUGGCAAAAUGGCUUAAGGACAACAAAGUCAAGGUAUUGGAGUGGCCAUCACAAAGCCUUGACCUCAACCCUAUCGAACAUUUGUGGGCAGAACUGAAAAAGCAUGUGCAAGCAAGGAGGCCUACAAACCUGACUCAGCUACACCAGCUCUGUCAGGAGGAAUGUGCCAAAAUUCACCCAACUUAUUGUGGGAAGCUUGUGGAAGGCUACCCAAACGUUUGACCCAAGUUAAACAAUUUAAAGGCAAUGCUACCAAAUACUAAUUGAGUGUAUGUAGACUUCUGACCCACUGGGAAUGUGAUGAAAGAAAUAAAAGCUGAAAUAAAUCAUUCUCUCUACUAUUAUUCUGACAUUUCACAUUCUUAAAAUAAAGUGGUGAUCCUAACUGACCUAAGACAGGGAAUAUUUACUAGGAUUAAAUGUCAGGAAUUGUGAAAAACUGAGUUUAAAUGUAUUUGGCUAAGGUGUAUGUAAACUUUCGACUUCAACUGUAUAUCCUUUAAAAAAUAUAUAUGUUCAAAACCCCAGUAAAAUUAGAACACCUGUACCUUAAUCCACUAUGAUAAUUCAAAUAUUUCAAUAGUUCACACAUUCGUGCUUCGUGGAUAUUACACCUGCAUGUUAUAAUUCAGUCGAGAUUGGUGUUUGAGAACGAAUGUGAAUCUAAAUCCUCAACUGUGCAUCCUGCAGUUCUCUUAAUCUGUUUUCUCUUGUGAGAGACCCAGGGCUCUCUCUCUGUUCUAUGGGAUUCAAUUAUACUUAGCAUGCAUCUAAUUCUAAUCUGUUAGAGGGGAAAUCUUCUCUACAGAGAUCCAGAUGAGGAGCACUGCUCAUAUUGACUGGAAUUGAAGAAAACAGUGUUUGUGGUAGUUGCAGAGAAACCCUUAUUGACUAUAUAACACAAUAUUAAGAACAUUGUAAUAAAAGCAGCAUUACAACAGUGGUAAAACUAGCCUACAGGCCAGGCCUGCGGUGGGGAGCAGUGCUCAGUACACCAGUGUUCAUCUAUGAGGUUAUCUGAUUGUUCAUUAUCUUGUUAUCUCACCACCGGCUCUUUCGGAAGCCCUACAGGGCCCUAAAGGGUUCUUUAGCUGUCCCCAUAGGAGAACCCUUUUAGGUUCUAGAUAGCACCUUUUUUUCUAAGAGUGUAACAAAGGGUUAGAGACAUGUUUAAGAAACAGUGUGGUCCUUCAUCUGUACUAAAGGGAGUUAAAGCUGAAGAUGUGAGUCAGUUCCCUGAUCAGCACACUCAUCAUCUUACCUUGAUUGAGACGCAUGGGGUCAGGCAUAAGACGUGGCACCCUAAGGCUAUCGGAGGGGUCAUGAUAUAUCGAUGGAUUUAUCUCAUCUCUAUCUAGCCUGGUUUUCUGCUAGAGGUGGUCGAGAUAGCGAGAUAAGUAUCGAGCGAUAAGAUAGGAGAGAGCUGAAGAGGCGCAGAGAUAGAGCGCUCUCUCUCUCUUCUCUCUCUCUCUCUCUAUACUCUCUCACUCUCUCUCUCGCUCUCUCUCUCACUCUCUCUCUCUCUCUCUCAUUACCUUUCUGUCCAUCUAUUGAACAAGGGAAGCUGUCCAGUUGUCAGCCACAGGUUUGGUAGGAGCUGGAGGAGAUCUGAGUAGCAACCAUACACCGUGAUGUGAUUCUUGGUUAAAGGCAGUAGCAUGGACUGGAUGAGAAUGUGGCCUUGUUUAUAUGUGAACACUUGUACUCACCGCUUUAGGGAGGGCUUGUCAGUUGUAAUCUUUGAGCAAAUUAGCAUGUUUAUAUUGUAACCUUCUAAAUGAAGUCCCUUUUCCUGAGGACAGGAUCUUGAAAUAAGGCUUGGAUCUAUUUAUACGUUCCACAUCUUUGUUCAUAUUUUGAGCUGAUUUAUAGGCUUUGUUUGUGUUUGUGAGCAUGUCUGCUAUUCCUGUAGGUUGGCAUUGACUUCACAGCAUCUAAUGGGAACCCCCGGGAGCCCUCCUCUCUUCACUACAUCAACCCUCUGGGCAGCAACGAGUACCUAUCAGCCAUCCUGGCUGUGGGCCAGAUCAUCCAGGACUAUGACACGUGAGUCCCAUUAUAGUAAACACUAAUGACAGGACUCAAUAUGAUCAUAUCACAGAUACAUACAGUAUAAAAUGUUUUAUAAUACAUCAGUCUUAAGUCACUAAAAGGUCCCUUCAACUCUUCUAAUUCUGUGUCUACUCAGUUAUAUUAUUUAUGUCACUCCAAAAUAUCAGAUUGUGUGGGUAGGUUUAAUUGUUUGUGAUAAAAUACCAACCCAAGUUUAUUGCGACAUUCCAUAAUGCAAAAUUGUAUGUUGAAUUUUGAUGAAGUAGCUCAACACUGCCAAUCUGUUGCAAUCCUUCCUCAGUGACAAAAUGUUUCCUGCUCUGGGAUUUGGGGCUCAACUCCCUCCAGACUGGAAGGUAAGUGUAUGUACUGUCUGUAUGCGAGUGUGUGUCUUCACGGCACAUACAUAUGAUAGAAGUAGAGCCAAAGGAGUGUUAAAGAGAAGAGGGAGACUGGAAGAGAGCGCUAUCACAGAGAUAAAGAGUAUGUAUAAUACAUGCAUAAUCCAAUGAUUAUGCAACUGUCAUCCCAUCUGGGUUGCCAUGGCACUGCACUGAUGUAAAGGACAAAGGGAAGAGGAGGAUAAGCAACAGAAAUAGACUGAAUAUUUAGCCUUGCUUUCAGAUACUGUAUGGGAAGUGUUUAGGGAGGUCUAACCCAUCUGUGGUCUGAGAGGACAAGAGGAAGGAGAGAAGGAGAGGUUGAAAAAAUGGGAAUGAAAGGGCGCUGCAGGGAUGGGAAUGUAUGUAAUGGAAAGCUAAAUAGAAUAGAGAAAGUGACAGAAGCAGGGUUGGGGGAGGGGAGAAUGAUACAAUUUCAUCACAUACACAAUUCACUACUUUUACCACCAGUUACAAUUAUACAAUGGAAAUUCAUAUUUCUACUGCACUCUACAGUCUACAGUCAAUUAGCCAUUUCUGCACCUGAGGCUUGCUUCUUUCUCUCCUGAACCUGCAGGUGUCUCAUGAAUUUGCCAUAAAUUUUGACCCCACCAAUCCAUUCUGCCAAGGUGAGCAACUACUAUGUUAUCUGUAACUCCUAUUUAAAACCUUACUACAAAAUGUACUUACUAGAGUUGGUUUCUUGUUUUUUCCAUGGAGUUGGACUUCUGUCUAAUGUAUUAGAGAACUACCAUACUAAAACCCUCUGUGUAGAGUCUGAGUUUGCUGUCGAGCAUUUUCCAUGACAUAGUUUCCAUGUGUGUUUCCUGUUUCCUGUGGUCAGGCGUGGAGGGGAUUGCCCAGGCCUACUCUGCCUGCCUGCCACACAUCCGCUUCUAUGGCCCCACCAACUUCUCCCCCAUCAUCACCCAUGUGGCCCGCUUCGCCACCCAGGCCCUGCAACAGGAGACUGCUGCGGUGAGUGCUCGUUAGCACUAUUAGGACUACUACUUUCACGGUUUCAUUGUUUAUCCAUUUUCAUUCUAUUGAAUCUAUCAUUUUGCUGUUAAAGAUGGCCAUCCAAACUCAUGUCAUUAGUAUGAGUCAACAUUACCGGUUCUAAAUGACAUGUAAAUCCCCCCACGUUACCAAUGCUUAUUGACUUUAAAGGCGGGUGCACUUUGUAGUAAACACAAGCACUGUUCCACUGCCCAUAGCCAGAUGUGGCAGCACAUGCUGACCAUGUGAUAGGUUUCCAACUGUAACCCAGAGCUCCUGAAGUCACUGAACCGUUAAACAUUCACACGGUUGGAAAGGUAAUACCACUGAGUCAUUACAUUACGUCUUCUUGUUCCAUGGUAGAGGUUUUUAUCGAAAGAUUCCAUUUCCAUGGAAAACUUACCCUCACCACAGCUGAAGCAACUCAAAAGCCAUAUUUAACAAUAUGGGAAAUAGCUGGAGUAAUUACUACAUAAUCUACUCUACACGCACCGAAUCCAAACACUUUCCACUCAUGCCUGUUUUUACAACAGUAGUGCUCUGUACUCUUCCUCUCAUGCAUAAUGAGACAUUACAGACUCCAUCUUAUUGGUAAAGUCUUAACAGUUACAGUGGAAAGAGCUCAGCCCAUUGGACAGCUUUCCCUUUAAGAGCAAUUAUUUCCUGUGUCUCUCAGACAGGUCUGUUCCACUCAGAGCUGCUCAGCAUGCUGUAAUCAGAAAAGAAUGAGUCCCCUUACUGCUGUUCACAUGGGCCUAUCAGCAAGCUGUGUGUGUGUGUUUUGUGUGUGUGUGUAUGUGUGCACGUGUGCAUGUGUGUGUGUGUGUUUUGGACUCAGGGUAUGUAAGAUGGAGAGUUGGUCCAGCACUAACAGAUCCUAAUUGCUGUGUGAGAAACCUCAAAACUCUGCUUCUGGUUGCCAGUUCAAAGUCUGCAGAGGCAUUUUGAACAUCGCUCGCAAUUUCUCUCUGCUCUUAUUACCAGCACAGAGGAGAGGAGCGCAGCCAUUAAAAUCCCCUUUCAAUUAUACAGAUGUAGGAUGUUAAUUUUAUUAAAUUAAAUUAAAUUAAAAACUUGUAGUGUUUUUAAAGUUAAAAAAGUCUUCUGAAGUUUGUAAUUUCCACUUUGAAAUUUCAGACUUGAUUUUACGUAAUGAAAAACGUAUCAACCCCUACAAAAAUGUCCAUUCAUUAUAAUCCGCAUAAUAAUUCACAUUUCCUGCUGUAGCAAACUGUCUCAAAUUAAGAUCCUAUAUCUGUAGUUAUUUAUAGAAGGUGAUUCAGUGAACAAAUAUACCCUCUUUUCACCUGUUGUUCAUUGGUUUUAAUGACUAAUGAGGCGUGGCCUAGAAGUCUGCUCUUUUCUCUUUGCAGUCCAACAGAAUGGUCUCUCUCUGUCUCUGCUCUGUGACGGAAGAGGUUCUGACUCUAGACAGAGAUGCAGCACUGGAGAAUGUGACAGCAAGGAUGUGACAGCGACCCCAUAGGAGAACCAUUUGAAGAACCCCUUUUGGUUCCAGAUAGAACCCUUUUGGGCUCCAUGUAGAACCCUUUCCACAGAGCGUUCUACAUGGAACCCAAAGUAAUUCUACCUGGAACCAAAAAGGGUUCUCCUAUGAGGACAGCCGCAGAACCAUUUUGGAACCCUUUUUUCUAAGUAGUCUGAACAGAAUAGAAUGAGACAGUUAACGAGUAUUUUCCUCCAGGGAAGGAAGACAAACCAGGACAGAAUGUCCCAGUUAAGAAUAUAGAUAACAUUCUUAUGCCCUGAAAAUAGUGAAAAUACAGUCCAGACCCCUCUUUGGACCUUCUGUUUCCUGGCUUCACAUUCAGAUGUACACAGCCUGUGAGUUUGGAGGAAGUAAUAGCUUGUUAUUAUUAACCAUACUUUAAGCUCCUGGGAGCUUGUUGUCCCUAAUUGCACCCUGUCACCCCAGAGAAUAUGAGAGAAACAAGAGAGAACUAGAGAGAGACCAAGGAUCAUUUUUACUGUAAAAACAAGAGAAAUUAGCUAUUGUGUUCACUUCACAAGGUUUUAGAAAUGGAAGAGAUAGAUAAAUUCCUUGAUGUGUGUGCGCGUGUGCACUCGCAAAUCACCUGCUAGGCAUUGUAGAUGUCUGUCCCUGGGCUUUGAUAAUGAUUGUAGGUGUGUGUGAGUGUGUACAAAUCGGCUGAGCUUUGGCGCGGUAGCUGUGUCUGUCUCUGUCCCUUAGAAAAUGAUUCACUGUUAAAGUACAUUAAAGGAGCAGACUUCACAGCGUCCACAGCAGGGGAGCGGGGGUUGCUAUCAAACACAGGCCAACUCUGGUGGCCCCUCUGACGGGAAGCAGGCAGGAGCAAGUGGUCGCAACAGCUAGCAUAUCUGAGGGACUGUGUUUGUGUGGGAGGAAACUACUGACAAGACUACAGAGAUUACUAGAGAGCAGUUAGUGAAGACAACAGCCACGUAUGUGUUGCUGUGUUUGUGAACUUGUCAACUUCUACCUGUCUGUAUGUCUUUGAGUGAGUAAAAGCAUGCGUGCGAUUGAAACAGCGAAUGUGUGUGUGCGUGUGCAUGUGUGCACACAUGCAUGCGCUUCUGUAUGAAUGUAGAGUGUGUGUUUGUGUGCUUCUGUGUGUAUUUUGUAUGUGUGUGUGCGUGCAUGUGUGUGUGUGUUUAUGCAAUGUGAAGAAGAGGAUGAAAAUAAGUGAGCCUCACCUCUCUUCUCAGCCCACUGCCAGCAGGGCUUGAUGUCUCAGCAUCACAGCAUCACAUCAACCAUGCCAGAAGGCCAGGAGAGUUAAUCCUGACCUCCGAAUGUGUGUAUUCCACACUUUAAAUAAAAUCAAAUAAAUCAAAUUUUAUUUGCCACAUGCGCCGAAUACAACAGGUGUAGACAUUACCGUGAAAUGCUUACUUACAGCCCUUAACCAACAAUGCAUUAAUUUUUUUAUAAAAAAGUUAAAUAAAACAACAACAACAAAAAAGUGUUGAGAAAAAAAGAGCAGAAGUAAAAUAAAAUAACAGUAGGGAGGCUAUAUACAGGGGGGUACCGGUGCAGAGUCAAUGUGCGGGGGCACCGGCUAGUUGAGGUAGUUGAGGUAGUUGAGGUAAUAUGUACAUGUGGGUAGAGUUAAAGUGACUAUGCAUAAAUAAUUAACAGAGCAGCGUAAAAAGAUGGUGUGGGGGUGGGGGGCAGUGCAAAUAGUCCGGGUAGCCAUGAUUAGUUGUUCAGGAGUCUUAUGGCUUGGGGGUAGAAGCUGUUGAGAAGCCUUUUGGACCUAGAUCUGUUGGGGCGGUAUGCAAAUUGGAGUGGGUCUAGGGUUUCUGGGAUAAUGGUGUUGAUGUGAGCCAUGACCAGCCUUUCAAAGCACUUCAUGGCUACAGACGUCAGUGCUACGGGUCGGUAGUCAUUUAGGCAGGUUAUCUUAGUGUCCUUGGGCAUGGGGACUAUGGUGAUCUGCUUGAAACAUGUUGGUAUUACAGACUCAGUCAGGGACAGGUUGAAAAUGUCAGUGAAGACACUUGCCAGUUGGUCAGCACAUGCUCGGAGUACACGUUCUGGUAAUCCGUCUGGCUCUGCGGCCUUGUGAAUGUUGACCUGCUUAAAAGUCUUACUCACAUCGGCCACAGAGAGCGUGAUCACAUAGUCAUCCGGAACAGCUGGUGCUCUCAUGCAUGCUUCAGUGUUGCUUGCCUCGAAGCAAGCAUAGAAGUGGUUCAGCUCGUCUGGUAGGCUUGUGUCACUGGGCAGCUCGCGGCUGUGCUUCCCUAGUCUGUAAUAGUUUUCAAGCCCUGCCACAUCUGACGAGCGUCAGAGCCGGUGUAGUACGAUUCAAUCUUAGUCCUGUAUUGACUCUUUGCCUGUUUGAUGGUUCGUCGGAGGGCAUAGCGGGAUUUCUUAUAAGCGUCCGGGUUAGAGUCCCGCUCCUUGAAAGCGGCAGCUCUACCCUUUAGCUCAGUGCGGAUGUUGCCUGUAAUCCAUGGCUUCUGGUUGGGGUAUGUACGUACGGUCACUGUGGGGACGACGUCAUCGAUGCACUUAUUGAUGAAACCAGUGACUGAUAUGGUGUACUCCUCAAUGCUAUCUGAAGAAUCCUGGAACAUGUUCCAGUCUGUGCUAGCAAAAUAGUCCUGUAGCUUAGCAUCUGCGUCAUCUGACCACUUUUUUAUUAACCGAGUCACUGGUAGUUUUUGCUUAUAAGCAGGAAUCAGGAGGAUAGAGUUGAUAUGUUUGAAGUACUCUACAUAGAGAUUAGUAUGGAACGUGGGAACUGCUGAGGGUCUGUGUAUCAGUGGCUGUGUUUGGAGAAGCAGCUAGAGGCCCAAGUGCUGCUCUCUCCGACCCUCAUGGUUUGGACCUGGCCGUAUUAAACCCACAGGACUGAAUGAUGGUCAUCAGACCAUAGCUUUACACUGACUCACACUGUAGACAAUCACACAUAGACAUGCUUUUACUGCUUUUGUGCUGCGUGCUGCGGAAUGAUUAAGAAAUCCGUUGAUCCCUUAAGACCAGAACAGCCUUUGACAUUUGUGCUUGUGGGAGUGGGUCUUUUUGGGCUCCAGUCAGUUAAUUCUCCAGGUCAUGUGUGAUAAUUCAGUGUGACUGUGCUACAGCCUUAUAGCUGGAAGAAGAUGUCAUUAUGAUGCCACUCUGAGCAAAUGGAAAUCUCCAUGCUAAAUAUGACUAUCAGCAAACUGCAGCAGAAAGAACAGGAGACAGGGAUUGUGUGACUAUUUAAAUCCUCCUUCCCCUAGCCUCCUGUUUUGCAGGAGUGGAAUGGGAUAGUAUUGAAGCUCCUUGUUUCUCCUUCUCAUCUUCACUCUCCCUAUGUACAAUCAUUUCUCCACAAUGUAAUGCAAUCAUCAGUAAUCUGACUGUGCUCUUCUAGGGUGUUUUGAGUUCAUGUGCAUAAAAAGCUAUUCAAGAAAUGUGUGUCUACUGAGCGAUGUGUGUGUUCACAAUGAGGACACAGCUUUGAUAUUGGCUUCAUAUUAAGGGCUGGAUUCAAUCCAUAUCGCGGAAGAUCCGCAUACAAAUUGAAAGGUAAUUUCCGAUUGAGCCAACAUAUGCAGUGUUUACUGUGAAUGCAGUCUUCGCGAAAGCAGGAUUAUUGCCUUUAAAUUUCAAUCGAGUUAUAACGAGGAUCUUCCGCGAUACUUCUGCGAUACGGAUUGAAUCUAGCCCUAAUUUGUUAUUCCAGCACCAGUGCCACUUCUGAGAUGUGGUUAUACAGGAGCCAUCAUACUGACACCGGUCUGUAAUCCAUGUGGCUAAACAGAACAGUUUAAUAAAUUUUGGCUAAAUGUAAUUUAUGUCUGAACAAUCUUUUCUGCUCUGUCCCAACAUGAUUAUAUUCACCUUCAAGUCUCCUUCACAUCAUCCCCGAAGCUUAAAGGAAAAAUCCACUCAAAACUAUAUAUUUUUUAUUUUUUUCAUUUGUCCACAGUUAAUACAGUCCCAAAAUGCAUCAUAUGAAGCAAAACGCAUCAUCAUGAUUUACAUUUACAUUUUAGUCAUUUAGCAGACGCUCUUAUCCAGAGCGACUUACAGUUAGUGAAUACAUUUUUUUUUUUUAUACUGGCCCCCCGUGGGAAUCGAACCCACAACCCUGGCGUUGCAAACGCCAUGCUCUACCAACUGAGCUACAUCCCUGCCGGCCAUUCCCUCCCCUACCCUGGACGACGCUAGGCCAAUUGUGCGCCGCCCAUGAGUCUCCCGGUCACGGCCGGCUGCGACAGAGCCUGGAUUCGAACCAGGAUCUCUAGUGGCACAGUUAGCACUGCGAUGCAGUGCCUUAGACCACUGCGCCACUCAGGAGACUGUGGCAAGUGACACUUUGCUUCUUGAAAAUCCUAAAUCUUGAAAACUUGACUGCUGACAUGCAAAACAUUCUGGGACUAUACCAACAGUGGACUAAUAUUUUUUUUUACAACACAUUUUUUUUUGAGUGGAUUUGUCCUUUUAUUACCCCUUCUCUCCUCCUAACUCUCUCUCUCUCUUUCUCCCCCUGCAGCAAUACUUCACUCUGCUGAUCAUCACAGAUGGGGUGAUCAGUGACAUGGAUGAGACCCGCCACGCCAUCGUUCAGGCAGCCAAACUCCCCAUGUCAAUCAUCAUUAUUGGAGUGGGCAAUGCAGACUUUGUUGCCAUGGAGUUCCUGGAUGGGGACAGCAGCGUGUUACGCUCUUACACAGGAGAGGAGGCAGUCAGAGACAUCGUGCAGUUUGUUCCCUUCAGGGACUUCCGAAAUGUGAGUGUCUCUCAUGUUUAAUAGGGUGAAACAAAAGGAUUGCAUAAAUUCCCACAUUCUGAUUGUACCCACAGUGUAGCUGUUGCUUCAACACAUGGUAGUAAAAAGUGUCUCUUAUCUGUCCAUUGUGUCCGCAUUGUGACCAGUUCUCCUGGUCCCUCCCUGUAUGAAAAGUAUUUGACAGAUAUUCUUUCAAAAUAAUAUUUAUUUUAAGACACAUAUUGAUGCCGUAAGUCAAUGGCAUAACCUGUCAAUGAUUUUAAAGGGUGGGAUAAUUAUGAUUGAAAUGGUUCAACUGUCCAGAUCUGUCUACACUUGUAAGCUAUCCAGACAUUUGCGUGUCUGACUACCACCGGAGGUUGUCAGGAAGAUCUGAUCACAAUCAGAUCACAAUGCGUCUUUUAAUUGUCUACACCUGUCUAAAAAUGUGGCCACAAUCAGAAUGUGGACAAGAUCAGGAAAAAAGGACUCAUGUUAAAACCAGGUAUAAACGGGGCUUCAGACAACCUGUUGCACUAUAUCAACAGGUUUCACAUGACAGGUUGUUGUUGCUAGACAAAUUAGAGAUGAUGCGUGCUGUAAUGGAUUUACUUAAAUCACGUGUGUAAACAGCAUUGGGUGUGGGAGCGGGCAAUCUGUAGCUUCAGUCCAUCUGCAGGAAAUGAAAAAAAUAAUUAUACAGAGUAUAUGGAGUGAUCCAGUAAAAGGUUUACUUCCCAAACCUUUUCCUGGAUGAAAGUUGAUUCUAAUGCAUUAUUAUUUUAAAAAUCACUGACAUUUAGAGAUCUCUAAUGUGACUUUUAUUUUCCUGUCAUGUUCUCACAGGCUCCGAAGGAAACUUUAGCCAAAUCAGUAUUGGCUGAGCUGCCGCAACAGGUCACACAGUAUUUCAAACAGAGGAACCUGUCGCCUAGCAACACAGCACUGGAGUGA
Molecule: messenger RNA, 22141 nt
Organism: Coregonus sp. 'balchen'
Lineage: Eukaryota; Metazoa; Chordata; Actinopteri; Salmoniformes; Salmonidae
Source: the annotation of a GenBank genome assembly